AUGAACACCCAGAAUAUGGAUUUGGAUAUCAUAGCUGCCAAUAUCGUUACCGAAGUCAGUCCGCCAAUUGGAAACGGGGGCCCAGCAGGUUUAGAGAAGAAUGUCGAAGCCGAAAAGUCCCAAGGCGCAACAACAGAAGACACUCCAAUGAUUCAACCAGAUGCCACACAGAUUGCUGCGCAUACUGCAAAAGAUGAUUUGAUCACGAAUGGAAAACUACAGUCUGCGGAGAAAGAACUUGCGACCGAAAAUAUCGACCCUCCCGCGACGACAGACGACACUCCCAUGUCUGAACAGGAAUCUAGGGACCGCAAUCCAAGCCCGCCCCUCACUCACGCUUUAGAAGCGCUAUUGGGAGGUCUCGAUAAUCCCUCAAAUCCUGUUGAAGAGACAGUAGCGCCGGCUACCCUGCAGCCGCUUGAAAGCUCGACUUCAAUCCCCGAUACACAAAAUGUCUCAGUUAAACCUGCCCAAGCCAGUGCCAGUAAUGCCGACCCCACCGCCGUUCUGGACAAGCAGCGUGAAACCACCACCCCAGCAUUAAUCACCGUAGACCAACCCACCACCGACUCAAUUAUAGCCCAGACAUCUGGAGAAAAUGGGCAACCGCCGAAUUCUGAGCCCGCCGCCCUAGAAGAAGAAUCUCAAGAAUGGGAGAUGGACUCUUCACCUAUCGAAUCCUCCUCGGAUGACUCGUCCAGCGAUGAUAGCUCCGACGAAAGCGAGGAUGGUGACAAUGCAUACAAGCUUUUGAGCCCCGAAGAACAAGCUAGGAUAUUAAUGGAAGGAGAUGGUGGUUCAGAUGACGAGGGCAAUAAAGCAAAAGGAGCAGGAGCUCAACUACGAACGAAGAACGAGAUACCGGAGGUUGUCAUCCCCAAGCCAGACGUCACGAUUACAGAAGAUAUGACUAUUACGGAGCUAGGAGCUGUCGAGGCAAUUGUCGAAAACAUUGUGCUGGUCAAGGCGAAAAUUUCAGGUGAAUACCGAGUUCUCGAAAGCGCGUCGGUUUUAUGUCUUGCUGAUAGAAGUGUGAUUGGGGUGGUUUCUGAAACUCUUGGACGCAUUGCGGAAGCAAAAUUGGAGCUUGGCACGAAGGUGUUCUAUGCAGAGCAACAUUCAACAUAUGUUUUCACACAAGCUUUGAAAGCUUACAAGGGCUCAGAUGCCUCUAACCUGCAUGACGAGGAAGUAGGCGACGAGGAGAUGGAGUUCUCGGAUGAUGAGGCAGAAAUGGAACAUAAGCGCAGAGUUAAGCAGGCAAAACGUGGCAGGGGUGGAAAGUCACAACAAAAUGGCGGUUCAAGCCGCGGAGGUCAUCCAUUACAGCAGCAUCAAACGCCUUAUGACGCGAGCAGGGGCUUGGAUUAUGAUGACGCUGACGAUGAUGGUCCAUACAAGCCUCUCUCACGGCCAGUUGGGUAUGCUGAUUCUAUUGGACGUAGCGAGGCGCCAGAAGAAGGAGCAUAUCAAGGUGGUCCAAAUGGGAAUACUCACAACCAAAAUAGAGAUACUUCCAGAGGCCGGGGAAGAGGCGACAGAGGAAGGGGUCGCGGAGAUAGGGGACGUGGAGAUAGAGUGCGAGGCAGAGGGGGAUAUCAAGACCGACGGGGAGGCAGCAGUGGCCACUCUCUUCCUCCACAGGGUCGCCCAAAUUAUCCACAACCGCCCCCGAAUCCCAGCCCAGGUCAAAACUUCACGCCCCAAUUUCAACCACAAGGAAGAGGCUUUCAUCUACCCGCUCAAACUUCUCCCAGCGUCCCCCCUACUGGAUAUAAUAAUGCAGCGUACUCACCUCAUCAACCACAGCUCCCAGCAUGGCCAUUCCCCCCACCUCCACAAUAUCAGCAGCCCUUCACAAAUAUGCCAAAUAUGCCAAAUAUGCCAAACAUGUGGCCAACUAUGCCCCCUCAAGCACCUUUGCACAGCGGUGCUUUCAUUAACCCAGCGUUCUUUGGACAUGCACAAGGAGGUGCGCCAAAUCAAUGGAACCCUCAAGGCCAACAGGAUGGAAGAGGUAGAGGUGGUUCGUAA
Molecule: messenger RNA, 2034 nt
Organism: Lachnellula hyalina
Lineage: Eukaryota; Fungi; Ascomycota; Leotiomycetes; Helotiales; Lachnaceae
Gene: naf1
Product: H/ACA ribonucleoprotein complex non-core subunit
Exons: 2
Coding region: 1-2034 (677 amino acids)
Biological process (GO): ribosome biogenesis; box H/ACA snoRNP assembly; pseudouridine synthesis
Cellular component (GO): sno(s)RNA-containing ribonucleoprotein complex
Molecular function (GO): RNA binding
Source: RefSeq, a predicted model, not a curated record